AGUCAAUCAUUCUGUGCUCUGAGUGUGCAGCAAGGUUGUGUAUAUACCCCGAACAUCGUCUCCCUCAUCUUUAUUGGCGUCUGGUAACAGUAUGAGCUUAGCUGUGAAGAUAAUGGUUUCUACCUCAUGGCUAUAAAUAUAAAAAGAUCCCAGUCGCUGAACAUACCCAUUGAGAGGAGAAUAAUGUGUCGUUUGGACAGAAUAAUGGCUACAGGGGAGCCCAGCUGGCCCACGCCAAUGAAGGCCAUUGGUGCCCAGAAUCUACUGACAAUGCCUGGCGGAGUCACAAACGCAGGGUACCUGCACAAAAGGGGAGGAAAACACUUUCAGCUCUUAAAAUGGCCGCUGAGAUAUGUGAUUAUACACAAGGGUUGUGUGUAUUACUUCAAAACAAGCACCUCUGCAUCAUCACAAGGAGCCUUCUCUCUAAAUGGCUACAACAGGGUAAUGAGAGCAGCGGAAGAAACCACAUCAAGCAACGUGUUUCCCUUCAAAAUGGUUCACAUCAGUAAGAAGCAUCGGACGUGGUACUUUUCAGCAGCAUCGGAGGACGAGAGAAAGAAAUGGAUGUUAUCGCUUAGGAAAGAAAUUGACCGCUACCAUGAGAAAAAGGAGACAGUCACAGAUUUAAGUGAUGAAGAGUCAGAAACCGACAGCUUCUAUGAUUCAGUGGAACGUCCUGUGAAUAUUAAAUAUACACACAAUCCAGCAGAUGAUAGUUGGCAAGAUGAUGAUGAAGAUGAUGAAGAUUAUGAGCUACCCGAUGGAGCAGAAGCUAGUGCACCAUCCUAUCCCCCACCACCAAUUCCACGGACGAAACAGAGUGAGAGAAGGAUAUCCGAUGUUCCAACACCCACUAAGCACCUUUCUCCUAUUUCCUCUACUAAAGCCAGCUUACCUGAUCUGAAAGAGCUAGAUGUCACAAAUCCAAGAAAGAACUUUCCCAGCACAAAGCCACCUCCACCCCCAAUACCUGUAUUUCCUGUAGUUCACAAUAAAGGGGAGCCACCACCUCCUCCUCCCCCAAUUGCACCCGUACGAAGGAUUUCAACUGACAUGAUUGAGAAAGAGGUGCCAAGUCAAAGAAAGGAAUCUACUUGCCUCCCCAACCACAACGUUUCUGAAGCAAGUAUAAAUCUCCCACCUCCCUUACUACAACCAUUACCUCAACGAAGAGGUAUUAUAAACUGUGAACCUAGGGGGACCAGGGCAACAAAACCCCAGUCAGGUGAGAGUGUUGUUAACAAUUUGAGUAAAGAACUCAACAAUAAGUUUAAAAUGAGCUCUCCUAUACCACCUCCAGUACCAACAAACAAACCAGGAACUGACAAGUCUAUAGGAACAAUUACUAGACCACCUCCAGUCCCACCAAGCAAACCCAACAACCAAACAUCUAUGUUUAAACCAAACAAUGUUAUGACCACUCCAAGUCCUCCAGUACCUCCCAACAAGCCCAGAUUAGACUCUAUUGAGAAAUCACCUAAUGUCAGCCCUAUCAUCGAAGGAACCAAACCUACUCUGCUAAAGAUAAGUCUACAGAAGCCUCCACCCAUAUCCAGGAAUCAGAUGGCUGGAAAGAAUUGUGCAGCAGUGGAAAGACCCUCCGCUUCUCCAAUAUUGAGAACGUCACCGGAUGGACAGAGUUUUAGGGCAUUUGCACUGGAAACUCCAGUUAUCCCCGCAAAGCGGAAAGAUACGUUGGAUGACAAAAGCGACAGUGAGGACGAUUAUGAAAAGGUUCCCUUACCUCCCUCUGUAUUUAUUGAUACCACUGAAUCUGCUGACAUUGAAAGGAUGUUCAAAGCUGUGAGCCAAAGAGGAAGUCCCGAGAAUGGGCUAUUCUGUAUUAGAAAGUCUGCAAAGGCCGGAAAGGUUUUAGUUGUGUGGGAUGGGAUGGCCGACAAAGUCCGGAACUACAGGAUCUUUGAAAAGGAUAACAAAGUUUACCUAGAAGCAGAUGUAUUGUUUGAAGACGUUGGAAGUCUGGUUGAACACUACUAUGCAAAUAAACUACCCAGCCAUGAAAAUCUAAUUCUUAAACAUGCUUAUGGGUGUCCGAGUUCUGCAAGGUGACAAGACCGUAUAUGAACAAUAAUAAAUUGAUAAACGGAAUGGGUUCUGCCAAUAGAAAUGUGAAUAUUUUUUUCUCUAUUUUUUUUAUAUAAGAAUAUAAUGGACAUGAAUGACUUUAACUGGAGAAUAGUUGUGUUAAUGAGAGUCUGAAAAUAACUCUUAACUCAUCAACGGAGUAUUAUCUCAUCAACGGACAUGGCUUGUGGAGCCCAUUUUACCUCAUUAGAGACUCUGGAUGAAACCAGCAACAAUGGGACGUUGUGGCCUUAGGUGUACACACAAUGUGUGUGUGUGUGUAACUGGCUGGGUGUGGUUUUGGCCCGGCAUCCCUUAGUCCAGCUGUGAACUGUGACCGGUGCAUUCUGCGUUUUUGCUCACUGAUUUACCAAAUAUCACCAUCGCAAAUCCUUCUUCCAACGCCUGUUCUGUUUCCAAAGAACCUUCUCUGAAUUAAAAUUAAAUGUGUCCAUGGGGGUCCUAUCAUCAUAUUUAGAAGAAUUCUCUGUGAAACCUUUAGUAUGAAUGGACGGGGAAUAUAUUCCAGUAGGGGUGUGUUAACCACGUAUUAUUGCUGAAGACUGUUUUCUCUCCUUUUUACCAAAAAAUAUCUCGUACUGAGAUCUUUUGCAUGGCAAUUUUCUAUCAAAAGCAUUGGAAGUAAUAUACAAAAUGGUUAAUCUGUGCACAGAAUGAAAUCAUGACAUUAUAUGUCCCUUUACAUCUGUUUGUUUCAGUUGCAAUGCAUAUUGUUUUAGAGUCCUGAGCUGCGCGGCGGUUUCUUUAGUGUAAUUUGGUAAUCUGCCGUUGAAUUUACAACAUAGGAGAUUUAAAGGUAAGCUUCCAACCACUAUAACCAUUACACUGGUAGUGGUUACAAUACCAGUGCCCUGGCACCUGACAGGACCCAGGUAAGCUGUCAAACUGGGUUAAAAUGGUUUGACAAAUUAAUUUGGGAGGGUGCCAGGGCACUUCUGACACUAUAACCACUACAGCAGGCUGUGGUGGUUUUGUGUUUAGUUCUUGGAGUGUCCCUUUAUAAUUCAGUGUUUACAUUUAUUCUAAUAUGCUAGUGGCACAUUUGAUACAUUAUGAAACGUGUGUGUAGAGAAUCUAUUGUUAAAAAAUCUGCCUGCCAUGUUCCAAUAUCUGUGUCUGUAGAAUAUCAAAGGGACACUUAAGCACCAUAAUCACCUAUGGUGUGCUGUAGUGAUUAUGGUGUCAGUAGUCACCCGACACCAUCACACUGGCAAAUUGUUUUACAGAAUGUCUUAAUAGUGGGACGGCAACCCAGGAAAACUUCUGGCACCAUAGCCAAUAUAAAAUACUGUAGUGACUAUGGGGAUUCGAGUCCCCCGUUAAAAAGUUUUAGAUUUCAUUAAGAAUGAAUGUCAGUGACAGCUAAGUUCUGCACUGCAGAUACCCUUGGACUACUUUUUUAUGGGUUCAGACUGAGCAUUAUGGGAAACUGUAGUCCUCAAAUAUCUAAAUAGAUUAAAUUGUGAACAAACUAGUAGAUGAUUAAGAAAUGUAUAAUUUAAUAUAUGUCCACCUGCUACUUCUCAAGGAUCACGCCCAGGACUUUACAAAUCGGCCAUCGGACCAGCAGAUAUGUUUAAACCAGAGAUACAAUGUGAUCAGUUAUUGCAUGUAUAAAAUAUCCCAAAUCUGCUGAUAUCGGCAAGGUCAAAGUGUGGAUAAUCCAUGCCCCCUCUGCAUACAACAUUUUUAUUCAAAUACCUUGUCACCAACAGUGCAAAAAAAAAAAAACUGUUGGAGAAAAUGCUCAACACAUUAACAAUUUGGCUGCCAAACUAUUUCCAGAUAAAUGUAUUGUUGUCCACCAGCAGGAAUCCAUCCUUAUUGAAAGGAUGCUGUGUGUUCUAUUAAAAAGGGUAACUUGUACAGUGAGGAAUGAGAAGGGAAGAUCUAGAUGGUAGUCAAUGUCUUCCUUAUAUGUGUCUAUACGUGUCCAAACUUUGGGUUAUUCGCAUUGCUUGUGGUGUAAUGUACAGUCAAUAUGUUAACUGGAAUCCACCAUUCCAGCCUGUUUAUUGGUGUUCAUUAUAUGACAUCCUUCUGGUUUAAACACCCUCCUUUUAGAAAAGAUUGUUGGUUUAUGACCAUAAAAUGUAUUAACGGUUUUUAUCUGACAUAUUUUGUAUUUUAUACACUACAAAUGUCACCUGGAUUUAUAGGUGAACACAGUCUUAUAGGAAUGGAAUGUAUUAGCUAUUAUGCAGAGCAUUUCACGGACACGGGGGUUACAGCUUGUAAAAGUGAAUUGUAAAAUGUUUACUGUCUCCUAAAUUCUAUUUAAUCUUGUCUGCCUCCUUCCUUUUGGCUCAUCUAAAGAUAUUAAAAAGAUUUUCAGAAAUGUGUCUGCACCUCACAAUUUGUUUUCUGUUUAGUUACUUUUUUCCU
Pelobates fuscus (common spadefoot toad) is the source of this 4494-nucleotide messenger RNA. It is a transcript of the gene SH3BP2, whose product is annotated as SH3 domain binding protein 2. Bases 127 to 2073 code for a protein of 648 amino acids. NCBI's taxonomy places the organism in Eukaryota, Metazoa, Chordata, Amphibia, Anura, Pelobatidae. The transcript has 14 exons. Gene Ontology annotation, biological process: signal transduction. Gene Ontology annotation, molecular function: SH3 domain binding. The record is from RefSeq and is a predicted model, not a curated record.